Topomyia yanbarensis is the source of this 1330-nucleotide messenger RNA. RefSeq names its product E3 ubiquitin-protein ligase FANCL (gene Fancl). The record is from RefSeq and is a predicted model, not a curated record. Bases 116 to 1228 code for a protein of 370 amino acids. Gene Ontology annotation, molecular function: ubiquitin protein ligase activity. NCBI's taxonomy places the organism in Eukaryota, Metazoa, Arthropoda, Insecta, Diptera, Culicidae. Gene Ontology annotation, biological process: protein monoubiquitination; interstrand cross-link repair. The transcript has 3 exons. Gene Ontology annotation, cellular component: nucleus; Fanconi anaemia nuclear complex.
AGGGUUGAGAAAUCUGACUGUAACGUCGUAGAUUGUAAACGUUCGUUGUCCGAAAUUUUUGCUUGGCUUUGUGCUAGGAGAAACCUCUAGUCUCUAAAUUAAAUUACAAUUGAAAAUGGACAAUGAUCUUCAAAGUAAGUCAGUUUUCAUGCGAAAAUAUAAUUUUUUGUCAGAAAUUCGUGCUAAUCAUUUCAUAGGAUGUUACUGCGGAAUUUAUAACAUAAGAAUUGCGGUACCAGUGUUCCCAAAAAAUAUUCGUAUGUUUAUAUCCGUUUUCAGAAGGUUGGAAUUAAUGAACACUGAAAAUAUAUCAAAAACUGGUAAUAUUUUUGAGUACAUGGAUAACCUGUUACGGUUUCUCGACCAACAGAAAUCGCAGUCAUAUGAAAAAACAGUUCCAAAUGUCACUACUUUUCGCAGUUUCUUCAAUCAACUAGAACAAAUCAGGAAACACCAUAGAUGUAAAAUCUAUGCCGAUAGAAACUUACACCAUUUUAAAUUGACCGGAUUUAAACAAAAUGAAAAUCAUCGCCUUGAAAUGGUUCGCACUUCAGAAACCGAGUUUAGGGUGACUGAGCAUACCCUUCCAGAUCUCGGACCGUCAAUCGAGCUGUUCAAAUGGAACGCUUCCAUAGAGAUGCAUACUACUUCGUUUGUUCAGUUGUUAGACCAACUGGACGAAUUUUAUGCUAAUCUGCACAAAAUAGAUGAACUGUGCCACGUGGUUGAUCCAUUGGAAAUCGAUAAUCGGACUACGUGGCGAAUUGUUAAAUUUAGUCAGAAGAUAUUCCUAAAACUCACUUUGCAUCCAUUGCAACCAUCAUCAAUUGUGGUAACUUUCAUUGGUCCAUCAAAGGAAAUAGAAUAUCUGAGGGAACUUUAUGACGAGAAAAUAGAAAAUUGGGAUCCGGAGAGUGAUGUGUAUACUAACUUGCUGAGAACAUUAGAGAUUAUGUCCUUCCCCAUGCGAAAUCAGGACGAAGGAGUUGAUAGUGACGCAAUCAAUUGCGGAAUUUGCAUGUCAUACAGAGAUGACCAUAACAUGAUUCCCAUCGUUUCUUGCGAUAAUGACAAGUGUUUACUUAUAUUUCAUGUCGGUUGCAUAAAGAAGUGGUUUCUUUCGCUGGUGCAAAGUAAGACGUUUUUCAAUAUAUCAAUAGGAACUUGUCCGUAUUGUAAGCAUAAAGUAUCGUCUAGUUUUGAUGAGCUACUGAAUAUUCCAAUGUAAUAACACGGACAUCAAAAGCAUUGGUUACACCUGUUGGGAUGUUUCUGAACUAAUUAAGUUUGGAGGAGAGCUAAAUACGCUGACAGUCAAUUUAUAUUUCUU